CUUACGGCGUCGUAUUCCCAUGUAACACGGUAUACCGGGGAUCAAAGUGAUUUAAGUGGUGAAUAUAGCAACUCUUAUCUUCAGUAGUCAAUCCGACGGAGAAAGCUCACUGGUUCCGCCGAUGGCGUUAAUGGCGGUCGCCGUUACAUCUAUUCCAAUGGCUUCUAGUUCUCUCUUUUUCUCUCGUUCUCCAUCGAUAACAACCAUACCCCUUUCUCCAUCUUCGUCAAUGUUUCUCUCUUCAUCUGAAACCACCUCAAUUUCGCCACUGAUUUAUUGCGGAAGAGGGGACAAGAAGACUGCCAAAGGAAAGCGAUUCAAUCACUCCUUCGGGAAUGCGAGACCAAGGAACAAGAAGAAAGGGAGAGGACCACCGAGAGUGCCUGUUCCACCAGCUCCACCAAGGAAGGAUCGAUUUGACGACGGUGAAGUUGUCAAAAUUGAGAUCGAUGAGUCCCUCUUCUCCAGCUAA
Messenger RNA from Lactuca virosa, 472 nucleotides. NCBI's taxonomy places the organism in Eukaryota, Viridiplantae, Streptophyta, Magnoliopsida, Asterales, Asteraceae. The record is from the annotation of a GenBank genome assembly.